AGUGGGAGCUGUCUAUGCUCAGAAUAGCAAUGAUGUAUCAUGGGAGUUAGUCUUCCGGCAAGAAACAACGUCAUCGGAACUUUCAGAGGUCAUGCCAUCCCUGGAUCCUUCUUACUUAUUUUGGGCCUUUGGUGGAGUACAAAGAGUAUUCUGAAAUAUGUCUGCAAAAAGCAAAAGCAGACCUGCUACCUUGGUUCCAAAGCAUUGUUCCAUCGAGUAGACCUUUUGGAAGGAACUAUAGUUGUUGGCAUGGCUUUAAUUGGUUUUAUCUUCUACAACCACACUCAUGGCCGGGAGAUGCUGGACAUCUUUGUGCACCAGCUGCUGGUUUUGGUCGUCCUUCUGGCAGGCCUGGUCGCCUUCAUGGAAUUCCUCUUACCGGGCAAUGUACUUCUGGAGCUUCUGCGUGAAAGCCUCAUCCUGCUUCAGGGGACGUGGUUCUGGCAGAUCGGCUUUGUUCUGUAUCCCCUCAGUGGAGGUCCUGGCUGGGAUCAAACAGAUCAUGACAAUAUUAUGUUUCUCACCAUAUGCUUUUGUUGGCAUUAUGCACUAAGCUUUAUCAUCCUUGGAGUGAAUUAUGCCUUUAUCACCUGGUUGGUUAAAUCUAGACUGAAAAGGCUCUGUCCCUCAGAAGUUGGACUCCUGAAAAAUGUUGAACGAGAACUAGAAUCAGAAGAAGAGAUGUGAUUUAGAGGGGCAUCGAGUCUUUCCAGAUAAACCUUUUAUUUUUUGCAUUGCUGUUCCUGGUUUUGUUUCUUGACCUUUUGUUUGGAGAACUGGCUAAGGAUGACUCUCAGUGUAUUCUUAGUAUUUCCAAUUUUGUUCGAGUAGUUGAUUUUUAAUGUUUUAUUUUUAUCUCUGAAAAUACUUUGGAUGAUGAGUUCGUUUUGCACAUCAUGCACAUCGUAGUAUUCAGGGGCUAGAGUGACUUCUCCCAGGUCAUCUACAGUUUGAUGGCCACACUA
Molecule: messenger RNA, 965 nt
Organism: Otolemur garnettii (small-eared galago)
Lineage: Eukaryota; Metazoa; Chordata; Mammalia; Primates; Galagidae
Product: transmembrane protein 45A-like
Exons: 5
Coding region: 40-687 (215 amino acids)
Source: RefSeq, a predicted model, not a curated record